Molecule: messenger RNA, 2048 nt
Organism: Cyprinus carpio (common carp)
Lineage: Eukaryota; Metazoa; Chordata; Actinopteri; Cypriniformes; Cyprinidae
Exons: 4
Coding region: 112-1851 (579 amino acids)
Molecular function (GO): GTP binding
Source: RefSeq, a predicted model, not a curated record
GUUAAAUAAACCAGUAUUUCAAGCUGACAUUUCAUCCAGACACUCAAUGCAGAGGCUGCUGUACAGGUGAAUUUCUUCUGUGAGGUGAAAUAAUUUAGUCCAGUGAUCACCAUGAAUUCCAGACAGCCAAGUCAUUCACCAUGCAGAUCAACUCUGAUUCAUCAAGGUCCUCCAAAACGAUAUUAUCUACUUACAGAGAAAAAAGUGCUUGAUGAAAAUGGAAAAGUCCGAAAAUGGAGUUGCGGGAUAAAAGACAACAGUAAACCAAACAAAAUCAUUCUGCUAGUGGGAGAGACCGGUGUUGGCAAGACCACCAUCAUCAACACUAUGGUCAACUACUUACUGAAUGUGAAGUUUGAGGAAGAAAAGUGGUAUGAAAUCACAGAAGCAGCAGCAGGAGAUCAAUCAGAAUCACAAACCUCUGAAAUCACAGUGUAUGAGGUCUUUCCUGUAGAGAGUCCCAUAUCGCUCACCAUCAUUGAUACUCCAGGCUACGGAGACACUAGAGGACUGGACAAAGAUCUGGAAGUCGCUGAGAAUUUAGCCACUCUGUUUCAGAGCAAAGAUGGAGUUCAUGAAGUCGACGCAGUCUGCUUUGUGACACAAGCAUCUAAGAAUCGUCUCUCAGACAGACAGCAUUACAUUAUCAGUUCAAUUCUGUCUUUAUUUGGGAAAGACAUUGUGGACAACAUUGUGUUUUUAGUCACACACUCUGAUGGUCUGCCACCCAAAAAUGUCCUCGGUGCCAUUAAAAAAGCUAAAAUUCCCUGCAGACUAGACAAAAGCGGCCAAUCUGUUUAUUUCUCAUUCAACAAUCGACAGGCUGAAGAACGUCACACUAAGGAACAUCAUGUUCGUGCUCAAAGAGAUGCCUGGGAAGACAGUGUAGAUGGCAUGAAGUAUUUCCUUCAAUCUCUGAAUGAAAUGAAAAGAAGAAGUUUAGAGCUGACUUCAGAUGUCCUUAUUGAGCGCAUUCGAUUAGAAGCAUCCAUCAGCAACUUACAGCUGCGAGUUCAAGAAAAGGAGCUAAAAAAGGCUGAAAAACUUCAGAUUCAGGAGGCAAUGAUGCAAAACAAGGAAAAGAUUGAAGAUUGUAAAAACUUUGCCAUUAAAAUCAAAAAGGCUGCCAAAGAGAGGGUGCCCAUAGAAAUCAAGUCAUGGAAGCACAGGAAGGCGACAACCUGCACUAUCUGUGAGGAAAUGAGUCAUGAGUCAGAGUUUGACUGCUGGUGGGGUUCAGAUCCAAGCAAAUGUGAAGUCAUGAAAGAUGGAUGCUGUACCGUGUGCUCAGGGAAGUGUCACCACAGCAAACACGUCAAAGAAAACAAAAAAUAUGUCAUCAGAACCUCAAGCACAACGAUAGAAUAUGAUUCUAUGAGAAAGAAAAAUAAAAAAGCCCAAGAACAAACCAACAGGUUUUCAGCUGUAAUGUAUGAUGUUGAAAAAGACCUGCAAGAGAUUGAAACCCAUAAGUCAAUUCUUCUGUUCAAUGCUUACAGGACCAUCAAGAAUCUGUCUCAGAUCGCAUUAAAACCAGAUUCUGCCUUCACUCUUCAGCAUCUGGACUUCUUCAUCCCCAGAGUGAGGGAGGCUGGGAAAGAAAAGUGGGCCCGAGAGCUGGAGGAGAUGAGGAGAAACGCUGAAGCUGAAGAAACCCUGGGUGCACAAGCAGUGGAGGACGCGAGCCGGGCCCCGAGCGAUGACCUCUCCCUCUCCGGCUCCUCCAGUCUUCGAGAUCUCCACCCGGAACUGCUUUGCUCCUCUCCGCGAGACGGAAUGCGACGCUGUGAUUGUCGGUGGCUCCAUCAUCUGGAACGUCCAUGGUUUUUGCACAGAUACCCACGAUCCUGAAGGGCGACGAGACCCCCGGAGCGGUCGUGCUUCACGCCAGGGUUAACGACACCAUGCUGUAACAGAUGGAGAGACGCUGAAGAGGGACUUCAGGAGCCUGAUCAAGAUCACCUGCGACGACGAUCAUCGUGUCAGGACUGCUUCCCACAUAUUGACGAGGACACGAAAGGUUCGGUAGACUUUUUGCUUUAAAUGAA